AUGGACUCGCUCGGCUCGCUCAACACGGCUCUCCCGCCGAAUGAGCAGGCAGAGGCGUUGCUCGCUUCGUCGUUCCGUCAGGCCGCACUGUCCAUCACCGCGCUGUUCAAGCAGGGCAAGAAGGCCACGAGCAAGGCAUUCAUCGCAGGCCAACGCCAAGCACUCCAAGAAGUCCUCGAGUUCCUCCAAGCGAUCCUUGAGACCCCGGACAGGAAUGCGGGAACGUCGAGGGGGGUCGCGGCGCUCGCGGGAGGAGGAGCGGCGGUUGGACCGGUUGAUGUUGCGCGGUUGAUCAACUUUAUUUGCGCCCGACAAGAGGCGCUCAAGGCAGAGGAGGAAGACCGCGACGAAGACGAGGCGAACCCGCCUUCUUCUGCUUCUGCAGCGGGUCCUUCGUAUGCGCCUCCACGCCGCGCAGCGUCCGAAGCGCCCGCCCCGCCGUCCCCGCUCCGUCCAGGCGUAGCCUUCGGUCCGCGCGCCUCGACUUCCACUUCCUCCACUCUCCCUCCCCGCCCUGCAUCUGCGCAUGCUCGCUCGUACUCAACGGGCAUGUCGACCUCCUCUUCCGCACCCGCUUCUCCCCCCUCUUCGACUUUCUCCCCGCCCUUCACGCGCCAAACCUCCAUCUUCCAACCUCGCGCCUCGACUUCCGCCUCAUCCUCACACGGUCCGUCAUCGACGUCCUUCGCACCCCCAACACUCUCCCUCGCUCCUCCCUCGCCCUCCCCCCUCGGACCUUCUCCAAUCCCGACGUUUCUCUCCGCCCCAACGGGCCAGUCGACUCCCCUCGCGCGGGAGCGUCCCGGUCGAGCACUGAGGUCGCGUAACUCGAGUCGCGGUGGGAGCGCGAGCGUGGGUGGGAGCAAAUCGGUGAGCGGGACUAGUACGCCUGUUUCGACACCCGGUGCGGGUGUAGGCGCGGGAGUUGGCGGAGUGGAAGAAGAAGAGAUUGAGCACCUUGGAGCGGGGAUCAAGAGGCGGUGGGCCUCUUCUGCCGCUGCAGGACCGGCGGGCUCAGUCGUCGAGCUCUCCCCUCCUCCGCCUGAUCCCGCUUCUUCGGCGGAAGGAGGGAUGGACGUCGAGCCGAUGGCUGACAUGGAGGGAUGGGACGGCAGGGGCGAGAGGCCGCUCAAGAGGGUUACGAGGACGCCGAGGAAUAGCGGGAUGGGUGGGGCGGGGACGCCGUCGAGUCUAGAGGAGGCAGGGGAGGGACAGCAGCAGCGGUGA
This is a messenger RNA of Rhodotorula toruloides NP11, 1227 nucleotides long. RefSeq lists its product as uncharacterized. NCBI's taxonomy places the organism in Eukaryota, Fungi, Basidiomycota, Microbotryomycetes, Sporidiobolales, Sporidiobolaceae. The record is from RefSeq and is a predicted model, not a curated record. The transcript is spliced from 3 exons. Bases 1 to 1227 code for a protein of 408 amino acids.